UCAUAAAAUAUAAGUUUUUGUUUAAUUGAACAUUGAAAAGUAUUGCAAUUUGUUUGAUUCCCUAUUUUGUAUAAGUUCUUGUUCUUAUUUUAGAAGAAACAUGGAUAUUUCAAAAGUACCACACGAAAAGAAACUCUACUUGUGCCGAUGGUAUUUUAAAGCUGGCUUCGCUCUACUCCCCUUUGUUUGGGCAAUCAACUUCUUUUGGUUCUUCAAUGAGGCAUUCCGCAAGCCUGCUUACAAGGAACAAACUGAUAUUAAAAAAUAUGUGAUAUACUCGGGUAUUGGAGCAUUUGUUUGGCUAAUUGCCAUCAUAGCUUGGGUUUCAGUAUUUCAAUCGAAACGUGCCGAAUGGGGAGCAACUGCUGACUAUAUGAGUUUCAUCAUUCCUCUAGGAAGAGCAUAAAGAAAAUCAAACAAUAAGCAACAUUCCUUUCAUAAUAAUGUAACAUUUUUAUUUAAAAUCCUAAAAAAACACUAAAACAAAACUAC
This is a messenger RNA of Eupeodes corollae, 492 nucleotides long. It is a transcript of the gene pen-2, whose product is annotated as gamma-secretase subunit pen-2. Gene Ontology annotation, biological process: Notch receptor processing. Bases 101 to 406 code for a protein of 101 amino acids. Gene Ontology annotation, cellular component: gamma-secretase complex. NCBI's taxonomy places the organism in Eukaryota, Metazoa, Arthropoda, Insecta, Diptera, Syrphidae. The record is from RefSeq and is a predicted model, not a curated record. The transcript is spliced from 3 exons.